Molecule: messenger RNA, 2034 nt
Organism: Cavenderia fasciculata
Lineage: Eukaryota; Evosea; Eumycetozoa; Acytosteliales; Cavenderiaceae
Exons: 1
Coding region: 1-2034 (677 amino acids)
Molecular function (GO): protein binding
Source: RefSeq, a predicted model, not a curated record
AUGGCAACCACAACAGAGAUAGAUAUAGAGGACUAUAUAACAACAAAGAUACCAACAACUAUUGUAUUAGAGAUACUCAACCACUUGGAUAAUGUAGAUCUUAUAUGCAUGUUGUUAACUUGUAAAAAGUUGUACUUUAAUAUUAGACAACAAUGCAAUAAUACCAUUCGAUUCAAAGAUAUAAGGUUGGUUGAUGAAAAAGCAUACAACUAUAUUUGGGAUAGGUUUGUUGAUAAAAUGGGUAGUUGUAUGCCAUCGUUUUACAAUAUCCUUCAAAACACCUUAUCCAAUCAACUAGUCAUAGCAGACCAACAAAAUGAAUAUGCUUCAAUAUCAAAACGAUUCAACAAUUAUCAUAUACUUGAUAAUAAUGAUGUAAUGUCGGCCAAUUCAACAUAUUACAACACCAAAGUAGAGACUGCUUUAUUGUCAAAUGUGAAUGUGAACACCAUUGGAGACUGGUCAAAACUAAAGUUACCAACAUCCACAACAACUAUACUCAUCCAUCAUGGUCAAACACCCAUCGAGUUUCCAACCGACUACUUUCAUCAUUUACCAUUAAUCAAAAGAAUGGUUGUAGAAUGUUCACAGAUUAGUCUUGGAGGAGAAGGAGGAGGAAGCUUUCCACAAACCAUUAAAUCAUUGGACUUAAAGGUAUCGUCUGGACCGACCAAAGAACUAUUAUCUGGUCUACCACAUGGAUUGGAAUCACUUGUAUUUCGGUUUGGAAGAAACACUGCUCCCAUUCCAUUUCAAGAUAUCCCGUUUAACAAAAUGUCGUCGUCGUUGACUACUUUGGAACUGUAUACAACUGACUUGCCACCAGGUAUCUUGCCAACAAGUUUGACACGUCUCACUCUGUCAUUUAAUACUUCCAUUCCACAAGACUUGUUCAAAUCAUUGACACGACUCGAAUCACUUUCUAUUAUUGCUAAAAGGUUGGGCAAACAAGACCAACCUGUCGACCUACAACCACUCGUCUCUCUCAAAAGUUUUAAAACACAGUUUGGACCAGCCAUGCAGUUUAUGUUGCCUCAGGAAUCACUCCAACACUUGACCAUUGACUCUUUUACCAAAAUUGACAGUAUACCCGAAUCACUAACCAGCUUGAACAUUAGUUUGGAAACAAUGGUCCAUAUGUUGGAAUCUGAAAUGCACAAACUACCAACAUCGUUAACCAAACUUAAACUCAAUACAUAUAUUCCACGAUUAAUACCUCCUGGUCUUAUACCAAACACUAUCAAGUAUCUUCAAAUUGAAGCAUGUACAUUGGUAGAAGGAUCUAUUCCAGCGUCGGUAGAAACUUUAAAGGUUGGUGAGAGUAUGACAGAAAAUGUAACACUUCCCGAUACCAUCAAACACCUAUCAUGGAAAAGUGAAGUUUCAGUACCUCUACCCAAACAAUUAGAGACUUUAGAAUGGACUUGCAAUCUAUUACGUUGGGCAGAUAAAGCAUACGAUUAUUCACAUAAUUUUGCACCUAUCAUUAGUCAACUACCAACAACACUCACAUCGUUGGCCAUACAAUUACCAAAUUUCGAAUCAUUAAACAAUGACCAAAUUCGUGUCUAUUCACUAUUGGAUAAUAUUAAAUCAAAAACUAAUGAUGGUGAUGAUGAUGAUGAUAAUAAUGAUGAUUGUAAUCAAUUAAUAUUACCACCACAUGUUACACAAUUGACAUGUAAUAUUCCACUUUGGUUUGAAUAUUUGUUAUGUUUUAGAUUGGAUGAAAUCAUCAAUCGUACCAAUGUUCAAGAGUUAACACUAUCCUUUCCAGUAAGUCAUUGGGUACAGUUGGUCAUUAAAAGAUUGGAUAAUGAUAACUCUAAUGUCAUGAUUGUUGAAAAUAAUUCAAUCUUGGGUGGUUUCAUUCAACAACAACCUGGAAAUCUACCAAACCAAAAGUAUAGACCUCUCUAUAUUCAAUACCACUAUGAUCAACGUGGUAUGUAUACAUUUUUGGGUUACGAAUUGCCUACCAAUGGAAAUAAUAAUGAUAAUAAUAAUUCCAAUGAAAUGGAAAUUCCAAGUUAA